AUAUACCUACUGAAAAGAGCUCAGUUUGUUGCAAGAUGGCCGCGCAAUUCAUGCGACGUUGAACGAUUGAUUUAUAAAUAUUUUAUAGAUCGUAAAAUGACCAAAUUGGCAAAAAAGUUUCGGAAAAUCACGGACACUAAAUUACCAGAGUCGGAUCAACCAACUUUGAAAGAGGCAUAUCAAUUAUGGAAGGAAACUCAAGUAGACCAAAAAACACCGAAUGGAACAAGUACAACAAAUGGAAAAACUACAAAAAGACCAAGGAAAGCCGAUCCACCAUCUAGCUCUGAAAGUGAUAUGUCAGACGAAGAGAAGAAAGUUCCAGCUAAAAAGGCUAAAAUUAUCCCCAAGAAAGAAGAUUCUUCUGAAUCCAGUGAGGAUACAUCCUCCGAUGAUUCUGAAUCAGACAGUGAUAAAAAAAAAGAAGUAAAAGCGACUGUAAAUAAUAAGAAAAAAGAAUCUAGCUCUGAAGAGGAUAGCUCAGAGGAAGAUUCAAGUAGCGAUGAAAAAAAUAAGAAACCUGCAUCUGGGAAUCUAGUAAAAACUAAAGUUUUAGAGUUGAAUGGAAAGAAAGAUCCAAAGAAGAGUAAAUUUGAGAAAACAAGUGAACAAGAAUCAUCUUCCAGCUCAUCUGAAGAUUCAUCAGAUGAGGAGGACACUUCAAAAAGCGUUGCAGUAGCUAAAAAGCAACCUGUGAAAAAGAAAGAAUCAUCAGAUUCCAGUGAAGACUCUGAUGAUGAAUCUUCUGAUUCUGAGGAUGAACCGAAAAAGAAACUUUUAGUAAAGAAAAAAACUUCUCCAGCAAAAGUGAACCAGAAAAAGGAAGAAUCUUCAUCUGAAGAAGACAGCGACAGUGAAGAAGAGGAGAAGGUUUCUAAAAACUCGAUGAGUGUGUCAAAGACAAUAAAAGCUAAAGAUUCAUCAAGUUCUGACUCAUCAUCUUCUGAAUCAGAAAAAGACGUUGAAACAAAAAACGCUAAAAAUGUUUCAGCUGUAGCUAAAAAGGAAGAUUCUUCAAGUUCUGAAGACACAUCUAGUGAUGAUGAAAAAGAAGAAACCAAGCCUGUUAUAAAGAAAACUGCACCUGCUAUUAACUCGAAAAAAGAAUCCUCAUCUAGCAGCUCAGAAGAGUCUCAGACGGAAAAACCAAAGGAAACAAAAUUGAAAGCAGUUGUCAAACCAGUUGCUAAUAAAAAAGAAUCGUCAAGUUCAGAUGAAUCCUCUAGUGAUGAGGAAGAAGAAAAAAAAAUAAGUGAGAAAACCAAUUUGAAAACUUCUAAAAAAGAAUCUUCAAGUGAGGAUGAGGAUUCAUCCAGUGAAGAUGAGGAUGUGAAAAAGGCAGAUGCUAAAGUAACAAAACCCACAAAUACUAAGAAAGAAUCCUCAUCAGAUAGUUCAGAAGAUUCUUCUGAAGAUGAUGACAAGAAAAAACCAAAGCAAACAAAUACUUCAGUAACAAAAACAAAAGAUUCGGAACCUCUGAUUCAAGCAGUGAUUCAGAUUCAGAAGAUGAGAAGCCUAAGGCAGCACCUGCUCAGGCUCAGAUCAAAAAGAAGGAAGAUUCUUCGUCAUCAGAAGAGGAUACUGAUAGUGAUGAUUCCAGUGAAGAGGAGGAUGCAAAAUCUGCAAAGAAACCAGGUAAAAAAUACGCCACAAGUUAUUAAGAAAGAAGAAUCUUCCUCCUCAGAUGAAGAUGAUACAUCUGAAGAUGAAAAAGUUACGAUAAAUAAAACUGAAACAAAAGAAUCAUCUUCAUCUGAUGAUGAUUCUUCUAGUGAUGAAGAUGAUAAAAAGAAAGCAAAUUUGGUUGCAAAACCUAGCGCUAAUACAAGCAUUUUAAAAAGAACGCCUGUUGCAAAAUCUACUCCUAUAGCAGCCUGGAACAAAGAGGAAGAAGUCAGCUUCGUCAAGCAGUAGCAGUAGUGAAGAUUCUUCUUCUGAUGAUUCUUCUAGUGACGAUCAAUCUUCUAAAGUAGUAUCUGUUACUCCAGCGAAAAAGAAAAAACUGGAAAUAAAGUCAAAGAAAACCACAAACAAUAAAAAAAAAGGGACCAUAAAAUCGAAAUAAAGUUUAGGUGACAUGUAUGCAUUGAACAAUAUCAGAUAUGAGUCAGGAUUGUUACAAAAAAAUUAUGAACGGUUCAUGUAUGUAUCCUAUACAUCACUCAAAGUGGAGGCUAUAUAUGGUGGUUCAUUAAGUUUUUUUGAACAGUUAAAAAAAUAAUGCUCAAUUUGAUGAAUUGAUCUAAUCUGUAAUAAUGUCUAAUUUUCACAAUUGUCAAUUACUCAUAACAUAUUGAUUAUAUGAAUUAUAAUCCCAUAAUAUGAAAUUCUUACAUUUUUGUCACAGUGUUCAUAAGUCUGCCUGGGGUUAUUUUUUGAACUUAGAAACCUUUUUCACUGGAGAAUAGUAUUUCUUGGUUAAACCUUUGUUUUAUUAACUUGAUCUUCCUGGGACUUGAGAGAGAGCAAAUGGCUUUUGUUUGGGACCAAAUAUAUCUUGGUGUUUGGUGGAUUUUGUCCUUAGUAUGGUUUUUAUUUUUACUAACUGUGUGUUUCAUCCGGGACCCAUUGCCAUAUUUGAUAUACAUGAACUUAUUAUUUCUUCGAAUUGGAGCUGAUGUUUAAAAUUUUUCAUACGGUCUGUAUCUGCCCCAUUUCCUCCUUUUCAUUUUUUAAAUCAUAUUGUGUGUCUGGUGCUGUAAUAUUUAACAGCUUUGUUUAUUUGAAAUGUGAGCUGACAGUUUGACAGUCUGAGUUUGAAGUUUUCUUAUUUGCUCAACUCAAAUAGUUUGGUGAUUCGUCACCUGAUUUAUCUUUUAUGACAUAAUUUAUUUACCCGGCUUCGUCGGAGUCCACAAUCUCUCGACCAGUACUAUAGAUUAAUGUUAGAAUUGAAUGAGCUGCUGUUUUCAAUGGAGGUUUUGCAAUCAUGGUCCAAUUUCGUUUGUUAAGAAUGGUUAGGAAUGACACAGUCAGCGUUUUGGUCUAAUUCUUGACUUAUUGAGUUCAUUAUAGAUUUUUUCUGUUUGAAUAGAGGCAAGUGUUUCAAAUUGUUGUCUUUAAUAAUGAGAAAUUUCCUGUAUAUUGUCGUUUAUAAUUGAGACUCAUGAAUAAAUCUGUCCAUUUUGCUGUAUUAUAAUUCGGUUUACGAACAAAGAAGGUAGUUGACUAAAAGUAGAUCAUGUAAUGCUUUUUCUGUAUCUUUAUUUCAGAACUACACAAUCAGAAUUGAUGUUUUGUUACUUGAUGGUAAAAUUUUUGAAAAAUCUUAAUUUGUUACAUUACAAAUACACAUGCUAUCUUAUCAUUGAGUUAACUUUCUCUAAUGUUAAUUAUUACAUCAGACUUCUACUGUUUACUAUUCUGCCUGAGGCAUGUAACUGAUAUGAUAUGCUUUCUCUGCAGUUCACUCUGAUCAUUCAAAUUUACUCGGCAGUUUUUGAAGCGUUAAAAUUCCUGAGUCCCUUUGAAGAUUGCCCAAAUUCAAGUGGCAGAAAAUCUUGAAGUCUUAAUUCAAGUAAUUACUAUAAUUACAAUAAAUUGUAAUAGUAGAUCGAAGAAUGUGAAAUAGUCAAUUAGAAAAAUCAUAUCUUUCUGUUCAGUAAAAUGCUUGUUGUGUAAAUGAAACAGAGUCUAUAUCCAUUUAUAAUUCUGGUCAGUAGUUAGAAAGUACUUGGAAUAUAUUUGAAGUGGAAAUGUUGUAUAAUAAAGUGUGGAUUAUUGAUGGUGUAUAGGCUAUAUUGUCGGACACUGCCUAUCAAUGUUUGGUAAUAUAUAUAAUAUAGACUAAGAGGGUGAGAAUUUUGUCAGUAUCAAUAUUUGCGUGCUUGAAUAUUCUGUGUUUUGAAUUUUUAUUAUAUGAACUAUACUGGCCAACAAUAAAUUAUGCUAUUCCACUGUCACUGCCGAAGUUUGCUUGAAUGGCUUUUCAUCAUGUUGUACCAAGUCUAGAAAAAUUACAAAAAAAUUUCCAAGCAUUUGCCUAAAAUCAGGUCACAUGAACCUUCUCAGAAAAGGCUGAAUAUCAUUACUUCUUAAGUUACAAGUUGUCAUUGACCAUGAAAAAUCAAAAUCCUAUUAAUUUGUUUCAAGAUGAUAUUUGGAAUGAAUUAAUAAAAGUGAUACAAAAUUGAUUCUGAAUUCUGAUGCAUUUGCGAAUCCCAACUAUAAUUAAUUUAUGAUUUUUUCAAUUCUAAUUUGAUUAAUAACAAAUAACUUCUUGAAUGAAAGAGCGAUGGAAUUUAAAGUCGUGUAAAUGGUUGCAAUAAUGCUUGAUACACAUAAUUUUUGUCUGAGUGAUUAUGUUAAUAAUAAUAAUAAUAUCUUAUAACUUCUGUGGGACAUUACAUUGAACUGGACUGAUUUUAGUUAUCUCUUAUCUGAAUCUGUACUUUGCAUUUUGCCUUUUUUUCAUUUUAG
Molecule: messenger RNA, 4422 nt
Organism: Styela clava
Lineage: Eukaryota; Metazoa; Chordata; Ascidiacea; Stolidobranchia; Styelidae
Cellular component (GO): nucleolus; nucleoplasm
Source: RefSeq, a predicted model, not a curated record